Messenger RNA from Penaeus chinensis, 3046 nucleotides. RefSeq lists its product as uncharacterized. Lineage: Eukaryota; Metazoa; Arthropoda; Malacostraca; Decapoda; Penaeidae. The record is from RefSeq and is a predicted model, not a curated record. Bases 709 to 1848 code for a protein of 379 amino acids. The transcript is spliced from 4 exons.
GAACAAGUGUUCGGGCCAGCGUGAGAACGAGCUGGCUCAGUUCCGCUUACGAGGUCGUUCAGAUCUCGUCAUUCGCUCUCCAGUCGGUUUUAGGGUCUCUGUCUCAGGGAAGUGUGUGGUAAUAUGGGUAAAUAAUCAUCAAUUUAAGCAGAGAUUGGAUGCUUAUUCAAUGGUUGUAGUCAGUGGAAGGAGGUGAUUUAUUUUCUUCUUCAUUCGCGACGCAUCCCGAAGAAGAGAGUGAAAUAUUAAAGGAUUGCAAGCAACGGGGACCGGGCGAACUUUGUGAACAAUACCACGGGUGUGUACUUGUGACCGCCAAAGAACCUCGUGUUUCUCGGAGCCUAAGCUUGUAAAUGACCCGACAACUCUCUGACUUUUUCUGUUGUUACCGAUAAUCUUGUGGAUCAGGCGUUCUUCACGAAGAGCCGCUGCUUGGGUUGACAAUCACGCUCAUAGUCACGCAACCGUUCUCCGAGAGCUUAAGGACGCUCUGUCAUCCCGAGGUUACAAUAGACCGGGCGGAGGAUUUUCAUUUUGUGCGGAGUGACCAGGUUGAGUGUGACUGUCGUGGAAAACUUGUCUGCUGCAGCUGUGAGAAAAAUGUGUUAGUGUUUUUACCAAGGGGAUAUAUAAAUAAAUUACUUUUGAGAAAAGGUAACCCAUACAUAUAUUCAUAAAGAAAAACUAUAUAUUCCGACACGGAACACAAUGCUUCGUGAAUCUUCGGUAACGUACGCGAGCCUGCCGCAGGAGGAGGGCUCGCCGCAGGCCGAAUUCGUCACCACCCGGAGCAUCGACAGUCCUCACACUCGCCGCGAUUGCCACCUGGCCGCCAUCAUCACAACCUUCGUUAUCGUUAUCGGUGUCUCCCUCGCCGUCAUCCUCCCCCUCACCCUCAGGAGCACGCAGAACGCCAACGGGCGAGAUGACGAGAGCGCGGAUUUGCUUUGGAGCCACAUCAGCCAGAUGGGCCAGCAGCUUGUCGAUAAGGAACGCAUCCCUGACGAAGGCACAGGGGCCGACGACGCAGACAGCGCUUUCGGGAACCUCACGGACGACCAAGAUCUAGGCGACCUUCCCGACCAACCCAAACUCACGACGACGGAAGCCAUCUUGCCUGUAAAUGCAGACUCGCUAGACCAUAGAGAAGACGAGGCCGACAAUCCAAAGCCUGUUUCGACUACUCCUGCGCCCGCACUCACCGUCCACGAUGGCCAGUACUUCUCCAACGGCGAAGGUGAGGCAGAUGGGGGAGGAGGAGAAGUGGAGGACGGAGCGGCUGCCGAAGUGGACAAGGAAACUGUAGAAGGAGGGGGAGAACCCAGCAGUAACUUCAGCGACAUAGAUACAGGGUCCGAAGGAGAAGCACCGUCAGGUAGCAACGAUGAGGAAUACGCAGCAGCCGGGGCAGAAGGAGGAGAGAGUGGCCAGGACGCAGCACCAGUGACCACCGCGCCUCCUGCAGUUACCUAUAAACCCACGCCAACUCAUGUCAACGCAGGAGUGCAGAAAACUACCGUGCAUCAGGCGGCAGUGACCCCCCCCGCGCCCGCCGCCACGCUCGGCCGAGACGAACUCCUCGACCAGGUCUUCGGGGUCAAGCCUGGCACGGUCGCCGCCUCCGGCUGGAUGAACGACGUCCUCAGCGCACAGGACGAGGUGACGGUGACGAUCCUGGCGGUGGUCGUGGCGAUAGCAAUGGCUGCCGUGGUCGCAGCCACUGUCUGCCUCGUGUAUUCAAGGGUCAAAGCUCGGAGGCGGAGGAUCAGAAUCCACAACGUGAUCACCGACCUGCAGUCACGAGACAAAAUCGUUCUCAUGAAUUCGGACGAGUCAGAGGAAGAAUGAACACGGGAGAACAAAAGAGUGGCCAAGGAAGGAGGAAUUGGCGAGGAAGGGGAAAGGAAAGGGCGCGAGGAACUUAAAGGAGAAAGACCCAGAAGGACUAAGAGUGACGCGGGAAAGAUAAUUCUGGGGGCAAGGAACGGUGGAGAAAUGGAAAGGACAGUUAGCAACGAGAAAGAAGAACGAAAAAAGAAGAAGAAAUAUGUGCGAUUGUCAUUUUUCGCCAGGAAUGUUUAUAUCCAGAAAAGCGAAAGUUUCAGAAUAAUGAAAAAAAGCGUUAUGCAUUGAAAUUCUCUCCAGCUGACAAAUUACUAAAAAGAUAUCCGGACAGAGAAAUAACGAGAAAAAGUUGAACAAGAACGGACGAUUGAUGAACAAGAGGACAUAAGCCACUCGAAAUUAAGAGACAAACUCUAUCUGCCGAGCUACUAAUCGCGCGAGAACAGUGCCAUUUGCAUCCUCACAUUCAUAUAACUCAACUCUUGCAUAAUAAUGACAAGACACUGCUGGCUUGAUACGAGGAGUAUGUACAAUGCCAGGCAGAACACGAGUCCGCUAGGCCGGAUGGUUAACGUUGUUAAAGCUACAAUAUAUUUUGUAAAGAAUUGUUAUUUUGAUUAAUAAUGGAUUGUCUUUUGUUGGUUACCAGCAUUGGAAGUAUAUAACCUUUUAAAUGACAAAUAUAUAUUAAGUGUUUUACAUGAGACACAAAAUAAUAUCACAUAAAAGCUGAUUUUUUAUAACAAUAUUUAGAUAUUUAGUGUUAUAUAUAUUUCGGAUCAAUAUAUAUGUAUGCUGUAUAUAUGUGACUUUUAAUAGUCCCUCGUUACAUGACGAAAAUUGUACCGUGUUGAUAAAAUGCCAUAAAAGUUUUGAAAUCCUCCUUUUUAUGACUUGAAGGUGAGCUGUUGUCUCAUCUUUCAAGAAUUAUACUUUGUAUAUAGUUGUUUUCUGUGCUAUUGCCCCUCGUUAUGUUUAAAAUAUAUUUUGUAAAUUAACUGUCAAAUCAUCUUAUAUGAGAAUAAUCCAUUAUAAUAAUAGUGUAGCCUUAUUAAUACUUUUAAUGAAAAGGAGUUUUACUGUAAUGCACACACACACACACACACACACACACACACACACACACACACACACACACACACACACACACACACACACACUCACACUCACACACACACACACACACACACACACACACACA